Xenopus laevis (African clawed frog) is the source of this 1108-nucleotide messenger RNA. RefSeq names its product prostate stem cell antigen-like. The coding region runs from base 503 to 958 and encodes 151 amino acids. The transcript is spliced from 3 exons. The record is from RefSeq and is a predicted model, not a curated record. NCBI's taxonomy places the organism in Eukaryota, Metazoa, Chordata, Amphibia, Anura, Pipidae.
UAUACUUUUGUUUUUGUAAGUUGGUAAAUGUAUAAAUGGUUAAUAAUACUUUUCUUUUGCUGUGGAUCGCUCAAAGACUCAUGCUAAUUAUACAGUAUACGCAGUUUCCUACAACAGAAUUGCUUCUUUAACAUUUAACAUCGUCACCAAUAGGUUCCACAGCAGAAUUGCUAGAUGUAUUUUGUUUCCCAAUAAUAGGUUCCAUAAAGGUCUUUGCAGGGCUGACACCUGAAUCUCCAGUUUUCUCACCUUAGGGAAAUCAAAUGAUUAAUUCAAGUACUUAUGCAUAUAUGAAGUAAAAAUGAACCUAUUAAUCUUUUAAUGAGAGGUCAUGAUUCAGAGAAAUUGACAACUAGAUUGUGUGGGAGUUGAAUAAAAUUUGAGGUGUGACACAGUGACGUGCAAAUACAUAAGUGCGAUAUCUCUUCACCCUCACUGCUGUACAGAGUCACUGCUCUGAGUGUGUCCAGAAUACACUUUUAUUUUAGGUAAAAGCAUUAACAUGAAGGUUUUGAGCCUGUUGACGUUAACUUGCACCAUUUCUAUUGCUUUGUUGGGCUGUGCCUCAGGGAAUGCCAAACAGUGUCAUUCAUGUAUACAGUUCAGCAACAUAACUGAAUGUGACAAUCAACCCCCAGAAAACUGCACAGAGGACAAGCCAUUGUGUAUAAUUCAGGUAGAAAGAACUGGAGUCCCAAACAUAGAAAUACUUACAAAAAUAUCAAUCACAAAAGGGUGCGCAACCUCAGAAGAAUGCAGUGGGGAAAGUGACAGUAUGUGGAAACCUAAGAAAAUCCUUCAAUGCUGCCAUUCUGAUCUUUGCAAUACCUUGUUCAAUGCUACCUCAACAGAAAAAACCUCAGACACAUCAGAAACCUCAGAUGCGGAAAGAAGAAGCCCAUUCCUGGCUGUUCUCCUCACUCUAACACUACUUUCCCUUCAUUUUUUGACCAUGUAAAAAGCAAUAAUUUUAAUCUACAGCCUUCAUAUACCUUUAUUAUAUUUCCACUACAAAACAUAGGUCUAAUACAAAACAUAGGGACAGGCUAUGCGCUAAUGUCAUUGUUUAAGCAAUACGUUUAUAAGUAAAUUAUAGUUAUCCAGGUUA